UAUAAAAAUAAAAAUCAGUCGAAGAAAAGCAGGGAUACUCAUUGGUACAAUGACGAGGAGGUGGAUAGUUAUUUUACAAUCAUCUCACGAUCGUAUGAUAACGUAUUCGUUUUAUCGUGUAUAUUUUACACGGCGUUAAGAACCCAUGGCAUAUCAGUCGUGUCCAGAUGGUUAAAAAGAUUAAAAGCAUACCAUACCUUAAUGUUAAUUCCAGUAAUUUUAGACAGACAUUACAUGCUGGUGUCGGUUUACCUGAAGACUGGUCGUAUUGUCAUCUACGACAGUCUAAAAGGAAAUAGCAUUAAGGUUAUAGGGGAAUGCAUUAAAUCAUUCAUGGAGUCCAGUGAUAUUACUCUGAAAGAAACGAAAUGGGUGGUCGUGAACGGUGAGUGUCCCGUUCAAACAAAUGAUUUUGAUUGUGGUCCGUGGGUUUGUGCAAUGGGACUUUGCUUGGCCAAAUCAAUUAACUUCUGGUUUACUCAGGGUAACAUGCAGGAUCUUAGAAAAGAUCAAGCGUCUUCCAUUGAAUCGAAUUCCUUAGUGGAAAAAGCUGCAACUGUUGCUACCAAUCGUCUCCGUGUAUCAUGUUAAACCCACACGGUCGACACUGGCAUAUUCGCUUUAUUUGAUGAACCGUAUUAUAUGAGAUAUGUCAAACAAUAUUCGAUCGGAUAGGAGAUGAUUGCCACUACCUCUACCGCCCUACCAUUUCCAGGUGUCGGUAACAUGGAC
This is a messenger RNA of Sipha flava (yellow sugarcane aphid), 732 nucleotides long. Its product is annotated as ubiquitin-like-specific protease 1. Gene Ontology annotation, biological process: proteolysis. Gene Ontology annotation, molecular function: cysteine-type peptidase activity. The transcript is spliced from 4 exons. Bases 202 to 591 code for a protein of 129 amino acids. The record is from RefSeq and is a predicted model, not a curated record. Lineage: Eukaryota; Metazoa; Arthropoda; Insecta; Hemiptera; Aphididae.